AAAAGAAAAUGCUGAAAAGUACAUGGAGAUGCUGGAGGAUAAACUUCAUAGCUGUGGGAGCCAGCUGCUCCAAAGAGUGUGGGAAGCUGACUUGGAGGCCUGUCAGCUGUUGAUCCGAGGAUUUCAACUGAAAGAAACCAGUUGCUGUCUUUUUGAGGAAGAAGAGAACCAAAUGGAAGAGAUGGAGAUGACUGCUGAUGGCCCAUCUGAUUCUGAAAAAAGAAAAGAAGGUCACUUUCCAAAGGGCACGGAGUGGGGCACUUUUCCCUGCCCCAAACACAGCGAGAUAAAAGAGGUUAUGGAAGACAUUUCAUUUGGAGCAGAGGGUCAUUUAUCUGAGGAGUUCUUCAUAUUUUCUGCAGCGUUGGGAGAAAAAUGUGAAGCAAUAAGUGAGAAAUUGGUGCAUCUGGAAGAUCAACUGCAGACUUCCUCCUGCAGAGUUGAUGAAGGAGUUAUUCAGUCUCUGCAGAGGGAGAUCCAGGUGGUGAAGGAGACACUCCAGACCGUGCUGGUGCAACUUCAGCCAGCCAGGGAGGCAGAAGAAGAAAAGGCUGGAGACUUCCUCUGUGACAGCUGGUGUCCAGGAAAACAAGACUUGAAGGAAUAAUGAGCAGAAAGAGCUGGUAAGAUGACAUUAAUUCACAAAGGGCUGCUUUUAGUAACUGAAUACUGUUUUACCAAGCCUCAGGGAUCUUUUCUCUCCCUGCAUAACUAAUAACUAAAUCAAUUAUGGAGAAACAGAGCCUGGAGGUCUAUCAUCAGAAGAAUUCUACACAGCCUCAUACGUUUUGGCACAGAUUGGGAAACAGCUUUCAGAGCAGAGCAUCCCCUGUAAAUGUGUAGAUUACAAAUUGAUACAUUUCAAGUGAGUCUGCAAAGUUGCCUUUAAUGUCAGUGAAAUGUUCGCCUUGAAGACUCGUAAACAGUAUCUGUCUUCCUUACUCAUGCAUUUUUUUUUCCUGAUUUAAAAAUGUAGUGUUAAAGCUGGAACAUCUAGUAUUUCUUGAAAAAUAGCUGUAAGAAUAAUAAGAACUUUCUUUUUCUUUUGGCUUAAACAGCUUUCUUACACUGAAUGUAUUUUCACAUUCCUGCUAAUAAUUAAAUCAAUAGGAUGAAAUUCAAGCUAACCAAGUUCUUUCAACUGAAAUUUGGACCUCAUUUACUCAGUGGUGUUGAGUACAAUGGAGGUAACUAACAGCAGCCCCUAUAGGAGUAGUCUAACCCUUUCAUUUAGGCAUUAAUAUAAACUUGCUUUAGUAUUACAGGGGCUGUAACACAAAAAAACUACUAUGUUGGUGGUGUGUGUUCCUUAUAUUUAAAUAUUGUAUGAACAAAGUCAUUUAAAUCUCCUUGUAAAGUUUAUUACUAUUAUUAUAUUACUUUGAUCUUCCUUAUAAACUUCAGAACAAAUGCAGAUUUUAUUGCAAUAGACACAUGUAUAUAUACACACGCACAUACUUAAACAUGUAUUUUUAUAGGAAAUAAAAGCAAUGUUCAACUGUUUAACUAAUAUAAAUUACCUGUAUUUAGAUAGUUGUUCUAAACUAAAUGCUUUUAGGAAUUCAUUGGGUACUCUUACUCGGAUAUCAGGAUAUCUCUGAUGUCACAAAAAAAUCUGCUUCUGCCAUUUGUUGCAGAGGAAGAAUUUAAAAAAAGAAAAUCUGAUUUUUUUUAAGCCAGUAGGUGAAGCAACUCAGUACUGUACUUUUCAAUACUAUUUUUCUGACAUUUUUAGAAUUACUUUGUUUCUGCUGUUUCAGUUGCUCGUUUUAUAGCCACAUUGUGAAGGUUUUUCAAAUUUUGAAGGUCAUUGUACUACUAGCCCACUAAGAUUGUGUUCAUUUUCUUUGUGUGUUUUAAUACUAGUUGAAACUUCUACCUCAAUGUUAAGAACAUAGGGAGGGAGGGGGAAAAAAGUGCCAGGCAGCUGAAACAGACAACUAGAUAAUUGCAUCCAGGAGUAUGUGGUUGUCAAACCAGGGGAGCAGAGCUCAGGUGGUUUCUGUGGUCAUCAGAUGCUCAGAGUGGAAUUACAACCCUGUAAUUCAGAACAUGGUUGAAUUUUCUUAUUGUAUGAUAUAUGGGUCAGGAUCUGUGUUGCGGUAAAGACUCUUGGAUCUUUACCUUGCAUGGACACUGCUACUCAGUUCCCAGCCCCAGACUCAAAGGAAAUAUCUUGCUGCUCUGCUCCUGCCCUGUUUGACAAGUUUCUUUCUCCUGGCUUUGCUGGACAGUCCUUGUUCAAUACCUACCUCCGCAUAGUAGAUUUGGCACUUUCUGGAGCUCCCUGAGAUGGAUGCUCAAGGCAUUCAGUCCCAGCUCUAGUGCAGGCAGCAGCCUGUGGCACUGACAUUUGGCCCAUGCACAGGACCAGCUCCCCUGGAAGACCCUGGCUGGGCACACAUCACCUGGCUGCCAUCACCUGGCUGCCUGGGGACAGCUGUCAGCCAGAAAGCACUCAUGGAAACCCACAUGUGUUCAGGUAAACAGAAAAGAGAGCACACUGACAUGACAGAUCUCUCUUGCAGCUGUUUCCUUAAGACCAGCAGAAGCUGCUCGUGGGUUAACACCGCAGAGGGGCCAGGUACUGAGUUUACAGCAAGAACAUUGACAAGGAGGACAACCAAAAUGAUGAUGGCCAGUACAGUAAGGUUUCAUGACCCCCUUCCACACACUGAAGCGUGUGUGGAGUUCUGUCUUCUGAAUAGGUAGUGCCUGUAAUAUAAAUAGUUGGUGGGCACUGCGUGUGCCAUAGAGCCACAGCUGAAGCCUGAAGGCUUCCUCAUUGCAUCAGCAAGGGCUUAGAAACAGGGACAGUAACCAACCAUCACAGGGGCAGGAGAGCAGCACCCUCCUUCUCUCACUAGCAAGAUUUCUUGAACAGAUUCCCAUUCAAUUAUAGAAACUGUGUGGCUUUUGUGUUUCACAGCUUCAGAGCACUGCUGCAUUUUAAUAAAAACUCAACUUCAGUAACCACUCUAAUAAAGACACUGAACUCCUGAGGAGAAGGGAAACUGAAUCAGUCAUAAUUCAUGUCUUAUUUGUAUCUGUUAACAUAUAUUUUAUACAUAAUGUGGACUACUACUACUUUAAUUUAUUAUUCCAUUAACUUCACUGUUUGUUGUGGGAAGUUAGAGCCAGUAAUCAUUCCUUUUCUCAGAUGUGCUGAAUAAUAAGCACACUGGAAAGUAAAAAAAAAAAAGGUAUACUAUGCAAUGUAUCAGCUGUCUUUUAUCUGUGGAUAGAAAACGUUCAAAUAAAGAGAAGUAUGUUUUUAA
Molecule: messenger RNA, 3278 nt
Organism: Calidris pugnax (ruff)
Lineage: Eukaryota; Metazoa; Chordata; Aves; Charadriiformes; Scolopacidae
Product: disrupted in schizophrenia 1 protein-like
Exons: 5
Coding region: 23-607 (194 amino acids)
Biological process (GO): cilium assembly; neuron migration
Cellular component (GO): microtubule; centrosome; intermediate filament cytoskeleton
Source: RefSeq, a predicted model, not a curated record